Messenger RNA from Sphaerodactylus townsendi, 1580 nucleotides. RefSeq names its product ERCC excision repair 8, CSA ubiquitin ligase complex subunit (gene ERCC8). The record is from RefSeq and is a predicted model, not a curated record. Gene Ontology annotation, molecular function: protein binding. NCBI's taxonomy places the organism in Eukaryota, Metazoa, Chordata, Lepidosauria, Squamata, Sphaerodactylidae. Bases 91 to 1275 code for a protein of 394 amino acids. The transcript is spliced from 11 exons. Gene Ontology annotation, biological process: protein polyubiquitination; transcription-coupled nucleotide-excision repair; proteasome-mediated ubiquitin-dependent protein catabolic process. Gene Ontology annotation, cellular component: nucleotide-excision repair complex; Cul4A-RING E3 ubiquitin ligase complex.
UUCGCUGAAAGACCCGCGCGCGGAGCCAGUUAGCGCCGAGAAGCCUGCGAACAUGGCAGCCUCUUGGUCAAGUUUUUCCUUCUUCCUGCCAUGUUGGGCUAUAUUUUUGCCCGUCAAGCGGGUCUUGACGACCCGCUGAGGUUACGCCGGACUGAAUCGACCAGGAGGGUGUUGAGCUUGGAGCUGAACAAAGAUAAAGAUGUUGAAAGGAUCCAUGGGAGCGGUGUUAGUACUCUGGAUAUUGAACCUGUUGAAGGAAGAUACAUGUUAUCAGGUGGUUCCGAUGGCGUUAUCGUUUUGUAUGACCUUGAAAAUUGUAGUGGAAAACCAUGUUAUACAUGUAAGGCAGUUUGUUCCGUGGGCAGACCGGCCUCACCUUCUAACUUCUCCCUGCACCCACGCAUCUCCCUCAAGCAGCUCAGAAUCUACAGUGUGAAAAAAGUGACAGCAAAUCCCUUCUUCUGGCUUAGGCCUCGCCUGGCCAUGCUGCAGAAUAAAGUGGAAGAAUCCCAGAAUGAUAGAUCGCAGUAUGCUGCUUUGGGCUGCAAAGAAAUGUGUGCCACUCUGGAACGCUGCCCUAGUUCCUUUCUGGUAGAUGAGGCAUGUUCUAAGGAUUCCUGUGCCUUCACAUUUUUAGGACACAGACAAGAAGUGCUGGCAGUAUCUUGGUCACCACGUUAUGAGUACAUCUUGGCAACUGCAAGUGCUGAUAGCAGAGUGAAAUUGUGGGAUGUGAGGAGAGCUUCUGCUUGUCUAGUUACUCUUGAUCAACAUAACGGGGAGAAGUCAAAAGCGUCUUCCGAAGCAGCAAAUACAGCCCAUAAUGGGCGGGUUAACGGUUUGUGCUUCACGAGCGAUGGGCUUCACCUUCUCACGAUUGGCACAGAUGAUCGCAUGAGACUUUGGAACAGUUCCAGUGGGGAGAAUACGCUGGUGAACUAUGGGAAGGUGUGUAAUCAAAGUAGAAAAGGACUCAAAUUCACCGUUUCUCAUGGCUGCAGCCCUGAAUUUGUGUUUGUGCCGUACAGCAACACUAUCGCCAUUUAUACCAUUUAUUCUGGAGACCUAGUAACUAUGCUUAGGGGCCAUUAUAGUUCUGUUGACAGCUGUGUCUUUCAGUCUCAUUUUCAGGAACUUUACAGUAGCGGCAGAGAUAGCAAUAUCCUCGCCUGGGUGCCAUCUCUGAGAGAACCAGAGCCCAACGAUGCCUCUGACAAGUGUGUGAAUCCAGCUUAUGAAGAUGCCUGGAGCAGCACCAGUGAUGAUGAAGGAUGAAUUCCUAGUGGACUGUUUCUGAUAUCUAUGUGUUCUGUCUUGGUGGAAGAAUUAUCAUCUAGGUGUUCCAAACAAGUACCUGCUUCCAGCAGCAUCUCUGUCAAUACCUUAUAAUGUAAAUACUGUACAUUUUCUCCUGUACAUAUACUUUUUCUGUUUCUAAUAUUUUGUGGUCCACUGUGUUCUUUAUUGUUAUGUCAUUGUUACUUUGACAACAGUUCACCUUCAGUAAAAAAUGGGUGGGGGAAACUCUCUCCCUUUUUUGCUCUCUUCUCAAAAAAAUACAACACAUGGGUCUACUCAUA